AUGACGAAUCUGACGGCUGAGGAAUUGUUUUUUGAGGAAAAUUGUCGACCAUGGAUGCCCGAAUUUUCGAGGUUUGUUUGAUAGAAUCAUUGUGGUGGUUCAAGAAAAAAUAGAUCAUAAGGUACUUUUAAAGAAAAAAAAUUUGUUUUAAUUUUUCAACUUUCACAGCUCAGGCUCAGGUUUGUUCAAACAGUUCUCUAGAUUUCUGAAUUGAUCCAUCAAAUCUGAAGUUGAGUUAUGACGUGGCAAAAUUUAAACGUGAUUUUUUGAUUUUCCAGGCUAAAAAUAACAUCAAAAAGAUUUUCAUUUUAAUUAAUUUGGAAUUCGGAGACCUUUUCACGAAAAAUAAAUGUUUCCAAUUAUUUUUGAGGCUUCAUAAAUUGUCUAACUUUGCCACGUCAUAACUCAAAAUUGACCGGCGCAUUAAAAAAAUCUUUAAAAAAUUUUUUUUUUCGAAAUUCCCAUUUUUUCAGAAUUCUAAUAGUUGGCGUAAUUGGAGCUGCAAUUGCUCCGGUAUCAGUGAUUUUCAACAUUUUCCUAUUUUUUGUACUUUAUCGAAAUCCACGUCAUCGAAAUUCUCAUCUAAUUUACCUCAUGUUCCUCGCCAUCGCUGAUACAUUUUUAUCAGGUAUUUCGAUUUUUUUUUAAAUUUUUGUUAGAGAAAAAAAUUUUUUUUUUCAGCUGCAUACGUGUUACUAUUUCCUGUAAGUAUUUAUAUGGAUUGGUUUGAGAUUGAAUUAUUAGCAAUGGCUUGGUUCAGUUAUUUGAGAAUUAUGAUCACAAUUUCGCAUAUUUUCAUAACAACUUCAGCAUUUUUAAUUUGUGCCGCGGCAUUUGAAAGGUUUGUUCUAUGUUAUUUUUCUGCAUCAAAGUUCAAGCCAUUAAUUAGUUAUUCAUUUUUCAAAAUUAAUUAUCAUUUGCUUGGUCUUUCAUUUUUGAAUGAUCAAUUUUUAGAUACAUUAUGAUAUCAAAAAUAUCUUGUCAAUUUGCUCGAAAUCAUCGACUUAUCAUUAUUGUGUCAUGUUUGAUUAUUGCUACAGUAACCAAAGCUCCGAUUUAUAUUGAGAAUCAAAUUAUAAGGAAUUUGAAUUGUACAGGAGUAACUUAUUGGACAGUUACUUCAAAUACUUAUGGAUAUGGUUAUGAUACAAUAUAUAAGGUAGAGAAAAACAUAAUUUUGAAGGAGAAUGUGAUUUUAUGUACAGCCAAAGCUUGAAGUAGUAAAUUGUGUAAAUUUUUUUCAGUUCUGGGUUCGUAAUGUUGUCACAAUCAUUCUCCCAUUCAUAAUAUGUUUCUACUUGAAUUUUGCAAUCAUGAAUCGCCUUCGAAUUCAACAUGUUGGAGCAAAACUGUUCCGAUUCGCUACAUCGGAACAUCGACAAAAUAUUCGGGCAGCAACAUUGAUGUUAGUUGCUGUAACUUGCACAUAUCUUCUUUCAAAUCUACCCAAUUUUAUCACAAAUACUAUUGAAUUUAUUGAUAAGGUAGGCUUUUUUUGGCAAAUUGCAAAUUAUUUGAAAUGAAAAUCAUUUCAGGAAUAUUUGAGCAGCGAAGAACAUCGUCCAUUUUAUACAAUUGUCACUGAUAUGAUAUCACUUUUGACAGUUUUGGCGAGUGCUUGUCGAUUACCGAUUUAUUUUGUUUGCAAUGCGAGAAUUCGUUGUGAAAUUCUGGACUAUUUUGAUAAUUGUAUUCUGAUUUAUUUCAAUGUCAAACCGUAUGCAGUGAGUUUUUGAUUAUAUAUUUUUCACAGGAUUUUCUUAAAGUUUCAGACUGAAAGUACAAAACAACGAUGUCGAGCUACAACUGUUCGAUAUUGUGAUACUGGAAACGGAUAUAUGAUUUAUGAUGUGAGUUUUUUCCCGCUUGAUCUCUGAAAUCAACGUUUCCUAGAAAACUCUCUAUCCAUAUUUUAUUUGUUAAUCCGAGUUUCAGACAAAAACAGAAGAUCCAGUACCUCAACCAGUGGUAAGAUGAAAUGUUUUUUUUUACUUCUUCUCAUGAAUUUUUUGUAACCUUGUAGUUGCUUUCUUCUCACUUCUCCUUCUCCAUUUUUAUGUACCUAUUUUGCACAAUUUACAUAUCGUGAAUCACGGAAAAGACAUGGCCUAAAAUUAAAAUUUUUAAAACUUCUUGAAAUAAAAUUUUUCAGCCGCCCAACAAAAAAGGAGAGAGACGAGUUCGAUCGGUUGGAACUGGAUUGGAUCGAGUUGUCUUAUCUGUUGCGAUGGGAGCAGUGCAAUCACAUCCGAAAGGGUUAGUAAAAACAUCGGCUCUGUUCGGAAACAAAAUCUGAGUUUCUAAAAAAUUAAUAUUUUUUAGGAAUCAUUUAUCAGUGCCACUCAAUCAAACUUCUUUGUUAAUUGAAGAAUAA
Molecule: messenger RNA, 2374 nt
Organism: Caenorhabditis angaria
Lineage: Eukaryota; Metazoa; Nematoda; Chromadorea; Rhabditida; Rhabditidae
Source: the annotation of a GenBank genome assembly